AUGGCUUAUUUCGACCCUUCGAAACCAACCACCGUCAUUGAUACCAGCCUUUCGGAACACUUACUCAAGAAGGCAGAGUUAACAGUUAUGCAAGUCGUGCACUUUCCAGUGUAGAAUCCCGCUAUUCACAAACUGAAAGAGAGCCGUUAUAUGGGCCAUCGAACACUCAAUCAACACUACCAUCUUUACCUCUAUGAUGCUAAGUUUACUAUCAUCACCAACGACAAGCCGCUCGGGAUCUUCAAAAGUCAGAAACCGACCUCGGCGAGAAUCGACUGCUGGAAACUAAGACGGAUGCCCUAUAUGAUUGCGAAGUUGUUUAUAACCCAGGAAAAGAUGCAGAAAACCCUGCCGACUUUCUCAGUCGUCACCCCAACCCUGUUGAUUCUUCGCCCACUGACAACAUGACCACCGACGCCUAUAUCAACUAUUUGUGCACCAACCUCAUACGCAAAGCUAUGAAACUACACGAAGUGAAGAGAGAAACAGCUAGCGACCCAGUCCUUUGCAAGCUUUCUGAAGCAAUCACACACAACAGAUGGCUCCGACUCCUGAAGUGA
Molecule: messenger RNA, 560 nt
Organism: Paramuricea clavata
Lineage: Eukaryota; Metazoa; Cnidaria; Anthozoa; Malacalcyonacea; Plexauridae
Source: the annotation of a GenBank genome assembly